AUGGUAAUGGGGAUCAUUCCCUUUUGGCGUGGCGAUAUAUGUACGGUGUGUGAUCCUCCUGAAGGGGGGAUGAUGAGGCGUUGCUUGGAUGGAUGAUGGAUCCUCCACAUGAUGAAUGUGUGUGUGUGUGUGCUGUUCGUUCCUGUGCUUAUUUGUUGUGAUGUUGCUGUAUUUGGAAAAAUAAGGAAUAUUUAUUUAUUUUGUUUUAUUUUAUUUUUAUAUGUUUCUUUGAUGUCCUUAGGUACAGUACUCGAGUACAGUACUAGUACAGUACUGUACGGUGCUCAUGUCCGUACGUACAAUACCGGUGGAGUAGAAGGCAUGCAGGUAGUUAGUUAGAUACGGUACCGGUAGUCCGAGGCUAACGUUAGACUUGAAAGCCUCGGAAGGAGCUUUCAGGAUUAGCACUUGUGCGGCGCAAAGUGAUAUUGAUAAUGAUGGUUUCAACGGUGGCGGAGAUAAGAUUCGGGGCUUUACGAGCUGAAAGAUAUUACCCGUUGGUCCCUCCCUGUACGAUCUUGAAUGUAGGAAAUUAGUAGAUCUUUCGUCCCCAUUGGGUAGAAGUGCAGAAAGAAAAAGAAUUUGAUGUGAUUGACUACUCGAGUAACGGUUUCCCUCCACGCUUCUUGCUUUUUCCAUCUUUAUCCCCUGAUGCCACAUCCGCUCCGGCCCAGACCUUCCUUCCCACCAUACAGCGGGCAAGGGGGAAUGGUGAGGGUGAAGGCGAAGAGUCCGAAGGGAGGGGGGGCUCACUCGCUCGCUCGCUCGAGCCUCUGCCUGUUUAUCCCGCUCUUUCCAUUUUUCUUUGCUUCUUUCCAAAAAUAGCGGAGCCAGGAUGAUUGAGAAGAAUUUUGCCCGCGAAAAAUGUUGGGUGAAGACGCGGCGGAGAGCUGCAGGCUGCCAAGAGAGGACCGACUUUGUCCCCGAAUUGAAAAGGCAGGAGAGGGUCCGCUAUCCACGGUUCUUGGAACCCUCCCCGGAAACCUUGGUGGAGGAAUUGCCUGUUCUUGUUCGUGCCCUCUUGCUGCUGGCUGCUGACCGAGUGACAAAAGGGUUCUCCUUCUCUUGUUCACCCUUUUUCCUUUUCCUUUUCGCCUUCUUCCCUUCCUUUCUCUUUGCGAAACCUUAUUUUUCUUGUAUUACACGAGCAAAAAGGGGAAAAGGCUUUCAAUAUACAAUUGUCGGCUUGCGAACUCGGUUUGCGGCCUUUGUCUUGCUGUCCUUCGUUCAUCCAUUCCUUCUCGCCGCAGUUGCUGUUGACAAGCUGUUUCCUGGUCCACCUGCUUCCGGGGCCUAGGAAAGCGUUUUCCCUGCCUUUUUCUUCCCAUCUUUGCAGAACGAGGCGGAUCUGGAAACGUCACACGACCUACGCAACUCUGCAUUUACAUUGAGCGAGGAGGAGAGUGGGAGGAGGAGGAAAGUAGACCGGGACAACACCCUUUCACCUUUGUUGUCUGGGGGAACAAUAUUAUUCGUCGUCGUUCAUUUUUCCCGGGGGUCACAUAACACCACCACCAUACAAAGGAGGAGAAGGAGGAGGAGGAGGAGAACGGCAAGGAUCUAGCCUCUUUACGCUCGUUAAUAAUAGUCGACUUAUCCCGUUCACCAGAGAUCGGAACACCCUCCCCUGGCUUCUCCCGUUGAGGUUCCGUCGUUCGUUCUUUGCCAUAUAUCGCAACCAAUACCCUUGAUCCCACGACGUCGGUUGAGGGCCGUUGCUGAAUUACUGAGUUAUGGACUCCUGUCUCCUUGGUGGUCUGGAGCGCCUGGAAAAGCGACAGAAUGAUGAUACACUCGGAAAGUUCUUGGAUCUCGUCCAGUCACCCUUUAGGCAGUCCUUUACAACCGAAGCUUUCCUCGCAUCUCUGGGCACUUCACUGGGGAUCUCUGCGGGUAUCCUAUUGGGUUGGUGUUUGAUUCGACCCUACAAUACCGUGGUAUACGCUCCGAAGCUGCGUCACGUGGACGACAAACGUGCACCUCCGCAGAUUUCAAGGGGAUGGUUUUCCUGGUUUCAACCACUUAUCAAGUGUCACGAGCCGGAUUUGGUGGACAAGAUAGGACUUGACGCCAUUGUUUUUCUCCGGUUCUUGAGAAUGUGUCGGACGAUAUUCUUUUACUUGGGGCUUAUCGGAUGCUUGGUGAUGAUUCCGGUGAACGUUACCUGCAACCUCAAGAAUAGUUGGUCCGGGCCGUAUGCUAGUUCGACCCGGUGGUUCAUUCUCAUGAGUCCAUAUUAUGCGUGGGGGGAGUGCAUGUGGGCCCAUGUUUGCGUUGCUUGGCUAUUUGAUUUCAUCAUAAUGUACUUUUUGUGGAGGAAUUACAAGGCCAUCCUAAAGCUGCGGCAGAACUACCUUGAGAGCGAUGAGUACCAGGCUUCCACACAUUCCAAGACAUUGAUGGUACCGUUGCUGGAUCUCCACCCAUCACGUGACUUGUUUCAGAAAGCUGAUUUGUUUUAGGUCACGGAUAUCCCGAAAUCGUAUCGCUCUGAUGGCGGAAUUGACAAAGUACUUGGGGGAUUAAGCAUUCCUGAUGACGGGGACGGAAGGCCAAUGAUUGGUAGAAAUGUCAAGGACCUCCCGGAGCUUAUUGAGGAGCAUGCAACCGCUGUUAAGCAGCUGGAGAGUUACCUGGCAAAAUACUUGAAGAACCCUGAUCACCUUCCUGCGACACGGCCUAUGUGUAAGCCCUCGAAAAAAGACAAAUCUAUGCGUCAUGACGUCAAGGUUGAUGCUAUCGAGUAUUAUGGUGGCCGUAUCAAGGAAUUGGAGGAUAAGAUCAGGAGUGUCCGCGAAACUAUUGAUAGUCGAGACGCUCUUCGGUACGGUUUUGUGUCCUAUCCGAGCAUUUCUCGUGCGCAUGUUGUUGCGAAGGCGGCUAGGGGAAAGCAUCCUAAGGGAACUUUGAUCAUGCUGGCCCCACGAUCAAACGAUAUCAUUUGGGACAAUCUGACGUAUGUGCUCACCCGAACGCUGCGAUUCAAAACCUUGCUGACCCGAACCAGUCGCUCGAAAUCGAAGAGACGUUGGAACGGUUUUAUAGGAAAUGUGCUGUUUAUUGGAUUGUCCGUUCUUUAUGUGGUUCCCAACGCGCUCAUCGCUGUUUUCCUGUCAAAUUUACAUAACAUUGCAGCGCUGUUUCCCAAGUUUGGUGAACUUCUGGUUCGGAAUAGUCGGUUCUUUGCCGUUGUGUAUGCCACCCAUUCUGUCUUCGCAUUGUGGAUGUGAGCUGACGGGGUUGGGGUUGUUGUAGACAGGGUUUUGCCGCACCGACAAUCACUUCAAUUGUCUACCUUGUUCUGCCUAUCGUUAUGAGGCGUAUUUCUCAAUGGCAAGGGUGAGUACUGGUUUGUUUUUGGGCUAUGGGAUGUAACCUGACUAGUUUUUAGUGACCUUACGAAAUCGUCCCGCGAGCGUCAUGUCACUCACAAGUUGUAUAUCUUCUUUGUGUUGAACAACUUGGUCGUCUUUGCAUUGUUCGGGGUAAGUGUUGCCCCUCACAUGGAUCAUGUGGAGGGUCAUGGGCUCACCCAGUAUUUCAGACGAUGUGGACUACUAUUCGAGGCUUGGUUGAGACAUCACAGAAAACGCAGGUUACAUGGGAUACGAUCCAAAACCUUGGGCUAGCUACUAGAAUUGCUCUUGCGAUUUUUGAAGUUUCUACUUUCUGGAUCACAUACCUACUUCAGAGGAAUCUAGGAGCUUUGCUCGACUUGGUCCAGAUAGUCAGUUUGAUUGGGAAAAGUUUCCAGAGACACUUUAUGUCACCUACGCCGAGAGAGAAGAUAGAAUGGACCGCUCCACCACCGUUCGAUUACGCCACUUAUUACAAUUAUGUAGGACCAUCCUUUCCAUUUUCGCGGUAGGUUAGCUGACUUUUACGGUGUAGUUCUUGUUCUAUGCGACGAUUGCGCUGGUGUUCUCCACUAUUCAGCCUCUUGUGUUGCCUGUUGCCUUCUUAUACUUUCUCAUCGAUAGCUUCUUGAAGAAGUACCUGCUCAUGUAUAUCUUUGUCACGAAGGUCGAGAGUGGGGGCGCAUUCUGGAGGGUAAUAACCACAUCCGCCCUUGGGUAUGGGCGUAGUACUGACGAGCUGUAGUUACUUUUCAACCGUUUUUUGUUCGCAACCGGUCUCUUCAAUGUCGUUGUCGCCCUUGUUGUCUGGGUACGGCACACCUAUCAAGCUGCAAUGUGUGUUAUUCCGCUGCUCUUUAUCCUGGUUGGAUUCAAGCUCUAUUGCCGCAAUAAAUUUGAUGGCAAGAUUCGAUAUCACACCAAAGGCUCUGAUAGGGAGAGCCUUUUCGGUGUUGGAAAGGGGAUUCGGAAAGAUCAUUUCAACAAACGAUACGGCCAUCCGGCUUUGACCCGCCGCCUGAUCACCCCUAUGGUCGACGCUAAAGCUAGGCAUGUGUUGGCACAAAUAUACUCUGGCAGAAUAAACUCUGAGCCCUCUCAGGGUGCUGGUGGGAUUAGCCUGGAUAACAUGCAACGAGGAGACACCGGUAGAAGACAGGAUCCCUUUGAUGGUCGAUUCGAAAUAGUUGAGGAAGCGGAUAUGGACUUUCAGCACUUUAAGCAUAGGGCCGAGUUCGCGGAGGACCAUGGAGGAUCAAUAUAUGGGGUUGGGUCAGACGGUCUCAGCGAUCGUGGAUACAUUACACCUCGUGGAUUUGGUUCUCCGGCUUCAUCAAGGCCAGGUUCUCCGUCAGUCCUUGGGCCACGGCGGGGCCCAAGCCCUCUUCCAUUAGGAGGCGGUUACCGUGGAACAGACUACGUCCCCGUUCCAUCUGCCCAGCACGGUCCGCCAUCACCUGGCUUCCGACAUGGUCACCGCCCGGAGAGCCCGUAUAUGAGCGACAGAGGCCUCGCAAGCCCGGAGGCAAUAACAGACUACGGCCACCAUGAUACUAGGAGCGAAACAGAGUCGGUUAGGCACUUGCUCGGUGACCACGGUUCACACGGCGUAAAUAGGCCAGGUUCAUCACACCUGAGCUAUAAUCCGGACUACCCGGAGCAAUACCAACAGCAGCCACAUUAUGACAAUUAUGACGAAUAUAGGGGGCAUAGAUAAAAAGAAGCAAAAAGAAGAGAAGAAAGAAAAAGAGAAAACUGCUUGGGUUAGGAAUCUUGGGCAUAUUAGACGUCACGGGCGGUUUCAUGGUUUUCCUUUUCUUAUUUCUUGACAUUUCCCUGGGUGUUUACUGGCCAUUUACGGCGGAACUGUUGGAGGAGGGGUGUGAGUUGAUGCGAAUUGUAUGAUUCCCGGCUGAUUUACCUCUCUUUUUUUACAUUUCUUGUACAUCUUUCCUUUUAUACCAUUUGUCUUUCCGUUUAAUCGGUCUUGUAGGGGGACUGGGGGGGCGAUUGAUACUCACUGUUUGCUCUUUUUAUUGGAGUUUACUUUCGGUGUACGGUAGUGGAUAAUUUUUUACUUUAAUACUUUACGGAGGUUGGGCUUGGAAAUAGCGGUCGUAGUCGCAUCGAGCACCAACGUGCGUUCCUUGGAACGGUGGUUAAGCCGAACAAUCGCUUUGAAAAACUUGUUGGCGGCAAUGAGGCAUGCAUGAAAUUUCACGAUACCAUUGUUGGAAGUUGAGCUCCGCCCACCCAAGACUGCACGCACGCCAUUGCCCAAAACCUCCAUCACGGGAUCCGUGCCCAAUCGUCA
Molecule: messenger RNA, 5670 nt
Organism: Tuber aestivum (summer truffle)
Lineage: Eukaryota; Fungi; Ascomycota; Pezizomycetes; Pezizales; Tuberaceae
Source: the annotation of a GenBank genome assembly